Phaedon cochleariae (mustard beetle) is the source of this 903-nucleotide messenger RNA. Lineage: Eukaryota; Metazoa; Arthropoda; Insecta; Coleoptera; Chrysomelidae. The record is from the annotation of a GenBank genome assembly.
AUUAUGUUUGUGCAUUCUCGGAAAUGUCAAUUAUUAUACACGGUAUUAUAAGAAGCUCGAGCCUAUUUGCCAACCGUCCUGGUCUAGCAUCAUUAUUGACACAAACAAAGCAAUUCUGGAAUAUUCACCAACUCGCGAUCUCAACAGAAGAAAAAACCUAUCAAAAAGCGUUCCUCGACCGCACGAGACACAUAUUCUUCUUCCACUUGACCUUCUCUGUCGUCACCACAUUCUACAUCAGUUUCUCCAGUUUAUUUUCAGCAUUGACAUGCUACCGACCUUCCUGGCUGCCUAUUUACGCUCUAUGGUCCUAUCAAGUGCUCGUCAUGCAAUUCGCUGUGCUCCUACCUAUCGUCUGCUUCGACACUCUGUUAAUGACUUUCAUCAGCUUGACGUAUCUCCAGUUCCGGCUGUUGAACAGGCAAAUCGAAACUAUGAUGGAUGCCGACACGGCCUCGGAGAUCCAGGAGAAGAUAUGCGAGGUGGUAGACCACCACGUCUUUUUGAUAAAUCCAGACCUUGGAGCCAUCUUCAAGUCGGGCGUGUACGUAUACGUAGCCCUUUCCGGAUUCAUAAUAAUCUACAGCAUCCCCACGCAACAUCUCAAAGACGAGGCGGCGAAUGUCACGAAUACCGCCUAUUCCACCAAAUGGUAUGGCACACCCGAAUUCGGAACCUCCGUUCUGAUGAUGAUGGCCAACGGCAGGCGAUAUGUCAAAAUCAGCGCCGGCAGUUUGAUAGACAUCAAUUUGCAAACGAGUUUGGCGACGAUCAAGACAAUGGUGUCUUAUUGCAUGUUCCUGAGGACUGUAGGGCUUGACCAGCAGGAAAUCCAUGAAUAUUGAUCACCAAAUAAUCCUGAACUCACAACUAUUCUCUAUCACCUGUUAGUUAGGUUCUUUG